Molecule: messenger RNA, 1671 nt
Organism: Pneumocystis jirovecii RU7
Lineage: Eukaryota; Fungi; Ascomycota; Pneumocystomycetes; Pneumocystales; Pneumocystaceae
Product: elongator complex protein 3
Exons: 8
Coding region: 1-1671 (556 amino acids)
Biological process (GO): tRNA wobble base 5-methoxycarbonylmethyl-2-thiouridinylation
Cellular component (GO): elongator holoenzyme complex; nucleus; cytoplasm
Molecular function (GO): catalytic activity; iron-sulfur cluster binding
Source: RefSeq, a predicted model, not a curated record
AUGUCUUUAAAUCUAUUAUUUGUAGAAAGAUCUGCUACAGAAUGCUCAGAAACGGAGCGGAUAGUUAAAGCAUGUGGAGAAAUUGCUUCUGAACUUAUUCGUACAUAUGAAUCUGGGAAAUAUAGAGAUAUAAAUCUGAAUGCGAUUAAGCAGAAUGUUUGUAGAAAAUAUAGGCUUUCUAUUCAGCCUCGUUUGGUGGAUAUAAUUGCAGCUAUUCCGGAUUUUUAUAAGCCAUAUUUGCUUCCAAAAUUAAAAGCAAAGCCAGUUCGUACAGCAAGUGGAGUAGCACCUAUAGCAGUGAUGUCUAAACCUCACAGAUGUCCACACAUCGCUAUGACGGGAAAUAUUUGCGUAUAUUGUCCAGGAGGACCAGAUUCUGAUUUUGAGUACUCAUCUCAGUCAUAUACAGGUUAUGAACCUACGAGUAUGAGGGCUAUUCGUGCAAGAUAUGAUCCAUAUGAGCAGGCUCGUGGACGGAUUGAGCAGUUGAGGUCAUUGGGGCAUGCAGUUGAUAAAGUAGAGUAUAUUAUUAUGGGAGGAACGUUUAUGUCUUUACCGGAUACAUAUAGGGAUUGGUUUAUUGCAUCAUUGCAUAAUGCAUUAUCUGGUUAUACUACACAUAACGUAGAUGAAGCAGUCAAGUUUUCGGAGAAGUCAAAAACAAAAUGUAUAGGUAUUACUAUUGAAACGAGGCCAGAUUAUUGUUUGGAUCAGCACCUUAACUCGAUGUUGCGUUAUGGUUGCACUCGACUUGAGAUUGGUGUUCAAAGUGUUUAUGAAGAUGUGGCGCGAGAUACAAAUCGAGGACAUACUGUUAAAGCAGUAUGUGAAACAUUUUGUUUGGCAAAAGAUGCCGGAUUUAAAAUAGUAUCUCAUAUGAUGCCGGAUCUUCCAAAUGAAUAUUUUGAAAAUCCAGCAUUUAGAACAGACGGAUUAAAAAUAUAUCCAACAUUGGUAAUCCGAGGUACAGGUUUAUAUGAACUCUGGCGUACUGGCCGAUAUAAGAAUUAUACACCCAGCGUCCUUGUUGAUUUGAUAGCUAACAUUCUUGCCAUGGUUCCUCCAUGGACCCGUAUUUACCGAAUCCAACGUGAUAUUCCAAUGCCCCUUGUUUCUUCCGGCGUUGAAAACGGCAAUCUUCGGGAACUUGCACUGAGUCGUAUGAAGCACCUUGGAUGGGCCUGUAGAGAUAUUCGUACACGGGAGGUAGGCAUGCAAGAAAUUCAUCAUAAAGUUCGUCCAGAACAAAUUGAAUUUUUACGGAGAGAUUACACUGCCAACGGUGGUUGGGAAACAUUUUUAAGUUAUGAAGAUCCAACACAAGAUAUUUUAAUAGGCUUACUCCGUCUUCGUCGUUGUUCUCCUCAAACUACUUUUCGUUCUGAAUUACUUGCUUGUCCAACAUCAAUUGUACGAGAGCUACAUGUAUAUGGCAGUGCUGUACCAAUUCAUGAUAAAGAUCCUAAAAAAUUUCAACACCAGGGCUUUGGAAUGCUUCUCAUGGAACAAGCAGAGAGAAUUGCAAAAUAUGAACAUUUAAGCCACAAAAUCGCCGUCAUCUCAGGUGUUGGUGUCCGAGCAUAUUAUCGUCGUCUUGGUUAUUUUUCUGAUGGUCCUUAUAUGUCAAAAUUUCUUAAUGAUCAACAUCCAAAACUACAGAAAUGUAUUUAG